CAGAAAACUCCUAUAAAACCCUUCUUCUCAGACCAACUGAGCACAGGACUUAACUGAAAACAUCUGAAGCAUCAGGAAGUUCUCAGUCACAAACAGAAAAAACUGCAAAGCAACAGAAACUGCAAGUGCAGCGUAACAGAAAAAUGCUUCGAAUUUUAAUUUGGAUCAGUAUCUUGGUAAUCAAUUCAGAUGCUGCUAAGAAAAUGAUUAUCAUUCCGCCACCAAGUACUGAGAUCUACACGGAUACGACAAUCUACUGCAGAGUUUCGGGAGGAGAAGCAGAAUUCCAAUGGUUCAAACCUAAUGGUGAAGAAAUUUCUGACAAUGAUGAUGAUCUUCGGGUAGAAACGGUGGAUGAAGAAACUUCUAAGCUGAUCAUUGCAAACAUACAAUUGAAACACAAUGGAGUGUACAAGUGCAAAAGCAUCUUUGAAGAUAACCAGGAGAAAGUCUCCUCUAUAUCAAUCAGUGUUACCAAGAAGAUCUCUAUAUCAAACACAGACACCUAUAAGGAAUUUCUAGAAGGAUCAAAUGCUGUACUUUCUUGCAAUGCGACUGGGAUUCCUGCUCCUGAUAUCAUCUGGCUGCAUGACAGACUUGAUGUGACCAAAAAAAAUGAUGACAGGAUCAAGGUCAUUGACAAUCGCUACCUUCAUAUAAACGGAAUUCGCAAGACGGACUCUGGGACUUACACUUGCAAAGCCCAAAUUAAACAGAGAAAUGAAGAACUGUCUAGGGAUUUCUCAGUUGUGGUUAAUGUACCACCCACUGCACAGAUUCAGAAGGAGAAAAACAUAAUUGCUGGACCCAACAAAAACCUGACCCUGAUUUGUUUGGUAAAUGGAAAUCCCAAACCUACAAUUACCUGGAAGAGGAAUGAAAAACCUCUGAUGAUGGACACUUCUAAAUAUUCAUUUAACUCUGACAAAAGUGAACUAAACAUUCGUGGAAUUGAGAAAAGUGAUGAAGGAAACUACACCUGUGUUGCAGUUAACACGCUUGGAGAGGCCAGUGAUAAAACAUGGCUGAACAUUUCAGUGAUGCCAAAGGUUAUGCUGAAUGAAACUGCAGUUGUUAUCCCAGGGCAAAACAUCAAUAUCUCCUGCAAAGCAACAGGUGAUCCUUUGCCAACCAUCAUUUUUUCCAGGAAUGGUAAAACUUUGAAAUCAGAUGAAAAGAAAAAUGCAGAUGGGACCACCAUUGCCAGCUUUCCUAUCAAAAACAUGAACCCAAGUGAUGGUGGAGCUUACACAUGUUCUGCUACUAGCCCGGCUGGAAGAGAUUCAAAAACAAUCCAAGUGAUUACUAUUCCUUCUACUCCUGUUAAUGUCAUGGUCAUUCCUGGACCAGCUUCUCUAAAAAUAAAUUUUUCUGGCCUUUUGGAUGGGGGUGCACCAAUUAUCAGCUACACUUUGCAGUGGAGACACAAGGGACGGAACGACUGGGACAGCACAACUGUGAAAGCCGCAGAACCAUUGCGAAUCUCUGGAUUGAAGUCAUAUGAAAAAUAUGAAGUUAGAGUGUCAGCCAGUAACACUGCUGGGCAAAGCAAAUUCUCAGAAAUCAUGACAGCACAGACGAAGGCACUGCAAGGGGAACCAGACAAGCCUGUGUUUUCUUCUGAGGGCACAGUUGAAGGAAACUCUUACAAUAUUUCAUUUCAGCAACUAGAAGAUGGGGGAGUUCCCAUUCAGCAUUAUAUUGUUCGCUAUCACGCAGUAUCAGGAAAUGAGGAUGUGAAGGAGCUGAGGUUAGACCCUGAAGCUAAAUUUGUCAUCCUUGAAGACCUCGAAUGGAACACAGAAUAUGAAGUGGAAAUCAGGGCUGUCAAUAACCGAGGGGAAUCCAAGCCAUCAAUUUACAACUUCAACAUGCCACAAGAAUUGAAAGCUGUAUCUCAAAAGAAAGGCUUGGGCAUUGGGGGCAUUGUGGCCAUUGUCAUGGUCAUACUUCUAGUGUUGCUUAUUGCUGUGGACACAGCGUGUUACUACACCAAUCACUGCGGGAUGAUGAUGUGCAUUGCUGUCAAUGUUUUUGGAAAGAGACCACCAGGAGCCAAACAGCAUGACUUUGAAGGAAGCAGCAGAUUCACAAAUGAAGUGAAGUUACAAGGGCUAAAUUUGCCACGGGGAAGUGUCUCGAAACAGCUGAAUGGGGCACAGUGUGAGAUGACAUGUGACAAGGCUCCUCUCACCCAAUUUGAAAAACUGCCACACAAAGGAGAAAAUGGAUCCUCUUCCUUCACCGAGGCCUGACACUACAAAAGCACUUCAGUCUAAAUAGUGAACACAUAUCAUUUUUGGAUAAACCAAGCAGCUGCUGAACUAACUAUUGAAUUGAAAUGACCCUGGAUCAGAAGAUAAAUGGCAUGCAUAGUCACAAUAUAUAAAAGAAAAAAAAUGAAAUGGAUUUUUCAUGCAAAAAUUGAAUACAAAUGAAGAAAAGUAAAGGGAUGUGGAUUUUCAAAGAAAUUAGAUCUAAAAACCAGAGGCAGUGUAAUUUUACACUGCAAUACUAUUAUUAAAAGACUCAAAUAUUAUUUCUUUAAUAUGAAUUGUGACAUUACUUUUUUUAACCUGUAGAGUGGGAAUAGCAGUUCCUUAUCUUGCAUAUCAUACAGUAAUUACAAAUGUAAAUACUUGUAAAUAUACUGUAUAACAAUAUAUACUGUAAUGUUUGUGCCAUUUAAGCAUGUUAUUUUUCCCACACAUUUCCUCCUAUUUUGUCUGUUUUUGUAACCUAUUUAUAAUUCUGUAUAUACAUAUAUAUAUAUUUAGUUUUUUUUCUGUUGUUUUCUAAAACCUGUCAUAUUUAGAUUAGAGAGAAGAUCCAAUAGAAGUUAUGCUUCUUUAAUUGCACUGAUAAAAUGCAGGACUGGUUGAUACUGCAGUGCUGCAAAUGAAGUUGGAUUCUUAAUUUUGGCAGCUAUUUUUUAUAUGCUGUGUAAAUAAUUGCUUUAAUAGUAAAGAAACUCAAGCACUAACCUGAAAUUUAUAGAGAUGGAAUUUUUUAUAGAUUUCUAAGUGAAAAGUAAUUAAAAAAAAGAAAAUGUAAGAUAAUAAACAUUUUUGUACUAAAUACAUUUUA
Polypterus senegalus (gray bichir) is the source of this 3087-nucleotide messenger RNA. RefSeq names its product neural cell adhesion molecule 3 (gene ncam3). Gene Ontology annotation, cellular component: plasma membrane. Bases 144 to 2255 code for a protein of 703 amino acids. Gene Ontology annotation, biological process: cell-cell adhesion; axon guidance. Gene Ontology annotation, molecular function: protein binding. The record is from RefSeq and is a predicted model, not a curated record. NCBI's taxonomy places the organism in Eukaryota, Metazoa, Chordata, Cladistia, Polypteriformes, Polypteridae. The transcript is spliced from 17 exons.